AGACGGUAGAGUCAGGUAUAACAUGUUCCGCAAAGUUGUCAAGUUUGCUCACUCGUAAGACAAGACGAUUUUUAUCGACAGUGCUUGAAAAUGUAGCGGAGUAGUUGGAAAAAUGUAAGUGGGCGUAGAGCGCUGGAAACAUGGUGGUCUCAAAUUCACCUAACCUAACCUGUGUCACCUGUGUGGUUACGCCGGUUAUGCGACCAGGUGCAUAUAACGUAGGUAUUUCGUGAUAUAUUUUGUCGGUUUACUUUUUAAAGUCACAUGCAAGCGAAACGGAAAAUAUCUCACGUCACACAAAUGGAUUUAUUCGUGGUAUCCACUCUUUGUUGCGUCUUGGGUAACGUUGCACCGUUUCUCAUUAGAUUCAUUUCAUCACGUGUGUUCGCGCAAAAGAGAUAUGACGUUGAGUUGCGGAAAGAGCUGAGCAAUUUGAAACAAGAUAUGGCAGGAAUCUCCAUGGUGGACGAGUUUGCCAAGUAUGCCAAGCUCCAACGCCGCUACAAUCAUGUGGAAAGUGUCUUGAAAGAAAACGCGAAUCAACGACUGAAUUGGAGAUUGAAACUUCAAAUGUCGCUUAUUUAUAUCUUUCAUAUGUUAAACGGUAUGUUAAUCAUGUGGUUAUUGCACAUGUAUAAAAACGAGCCAGUUGUUAUUCUCCCGGAGGAUAUAUUAUGGCCGGUCCAGAAUCUUUUGAGUUGGCCGUGUCAGCACGAGAACGCUAUUUCUCUAUUAGCAUGGCUCGUUAUCACCAACUGUGGAAUAUCGGCGUGCAAAAGGCUUCAUGCGUGAUCCAAUGAGGUUUAAACGAGUAUACCUUUGUAUCACUCGAGGAGGGUUCGCCAUCUCGUGUCAUUCAACUCGGAAUAAUUACGGAACGAUGAAUGAUUUAGAAAGACGAAUAAACAAGUUUUGCAGCAAACCUUUCAAUUUUAUACAAGUUACUAAUUGUAGGUGUGCACUUUCGAUUACGAAGGAACGGCAAACGAUAACUGAAAUGGAUAGCUGAAAUGUAGCUGCGUACGAGAUAUUGAGAACGAGUGUGUGCCCUCGUCAUUAAGUCAUUAUCAGCUGCAUAUGUCGUAAUCUUUCAAGCUACAGACGUAUCCGCGAUACAAAAGUAUAGCAAGAUGCUUCUUCCACUGCACAAUAAUGCGUAAAAUGUAUUAAAAUGGGACACUUUAUUAGGACGCACAAUCGCCUUUCCGAGUGAUUAUAGAGGUGGAUAAUGAUCGUCGAGAAAUAGGAGAAUUGAAAAGAGAAACUUUGGCUCAAGAGUAUCGGUACAAAGGAAGGACACAAGUAUUUACAAUUCCGAGUUCUAGUAACACUACUGACAACUGUAUACAGUGCAAGAUUUAUUCGCAACGUGUCUAUCACAAAUCAAACAAGUCAUUGUAAAACUGCACCGGAAUUGUGUACAAGUGCAGAAAGAAAAAGACACAUUUGUUUGAAAUGUUUUGAAUAAAACGUCUUCAAGGUA
Molecule: messenger RNA, 1483 nt
Organism: Vollenhovia emeryi
Lineage: Eukaryota; Metazoa; Arthropoda; Insecta; Hymenoptera; Formicidae
Product: tail-anchored protein insertion receptor WRB-like
Exons: 7
Coding region: 265-792 (175 amino acids)
Biological process (GO): tail-anchored membrane protein insertion into ER membrane
Source: RefSeq, a predicted model, not a curated record